AAUGUAGCUGAUGCAAAGCUCGAUGCACAUUUACAGUAAAGGCAGGUGGAGUGUGGUGCGCUUUUGGGUGAUAAAGGGAGGAGAGCAUCAUCUCCCGUUGUUCUUGCUUGGAUGGUGUAACGCGUGCGUAAAGUUGCCUGGUUGGACGCGCUCCGGCUGUGUUUUUGGACCGGACCACUGCCGUGCGUGUGUCUGAGCGUGAGAUGGGAUGUGGUUUGGACCGACGGCUCAGUGAAAAAGGUGUCACAAGUAUCUCAGUCUGUCAGACGAACGACACGCGUCCAGGCGAGGUGGAGAAAAAAAGAGGAGGGGGUACCGGGAGGGCAGACAAUGCGGUUCUGCGACGCGCUGAUUCCUCUUUACAAUUUACACCCACUUCCACGCAAACAUGAUGAGGACGCGCCGAAGAUGCCGGGGAGGAAUUUCUCGUGAUUUUUGUGUUAUUGUGUAAUUUGGCAGUCGUGCUGAAUAAAUUCAGAUUACUGACGUUUUGACUGAGAACAAAAACAGAGAUGAAAUUUCCAAUAGAAAACCCGAGGAAACAAGUUAACUGGGACCCAGAACAAGUGGCGGUCCAGACCAACCUGGUCCCUCCUAAAAAGGCCCAGCCGGGGGCGGUGAAGUCCAGUCUAGUCCAGGCUAGCGUGGCCACCAUGCAGAACCCGAUGGGCUGCGACCCAAAGGCCAAUGGUCACUGUCCGCUGCCUCGCCUGUCCAUCUCCUCCCGCUCCGCUAGCGUGGUGGCCAGUAUGGACGCCAGCUUUGACGGCUCGACCACGGUGCUGCACUCGGUGAUGAAAUGGAAGACGGUGGUGGCGGUGUUUGUCGUGGUUGUUCUCUACCUGGUCUGUGGAGGUCUGGCUUUCAGGGCUCUGGAGCAGCCGUUUGAGAGCAACCAGAAGACCAGCAUCACCCUGGAGAAGGCCAAGUUCCUGGAAAGAUACCCGUGUGUCAUUCCUCGCGAGCUGGAUGCCAUCAUCGAGCAUGCCAUAGACGCUGUGAGCCCAGGAGUGAGGCCUAUUGGAGACAUGUCGUACAAUUCAAGUAACUGGGACCUGGGCAGUGCCUUUUUCUUCGCUGGAACUGUCAUCACAACCAUAGGUUAUGGAAACAUAGCUCCAAGCACGGAAGGCGGAAAAAUCUUUUGCAUCCUUUAUGCCAUAUUUGGCAUCCCUCUCUUUGGCUUCUUGUUGGCGGGGAUCGGAGACCAGCUGGGGACCAUCUUUGUGAAAAGCAUCUUGAGAGUUGAGAAGAUAUUCAGGCAAAAACACAAACAGAUCAGUCAGACAAAGAUAAGAGUGACGUCCGCCAUCCUGUUCAUCCUGGCCGGCUGCAUUGUCUUCGUCACCAUCCCUGCUGUCAUCUUCAAACACAUCGAGGGCUGGACCACGCUGGAGGCGAUCUACUUUGUUGUGAUCACUCUCACUACAGUGGGAAUAGGAGACUAUGUGGCAGGUGGAAACCGCGGGAUCGAAUAUAUGAAGUGGUACAAGCCUCUGGUGUGGUUCUGGAUCCUUGUAGGUCUGGCGUACUUUGCCGCCGUCCUCAGCAUGAUUGGAGAUUGGCUCCGAAUGCUGUCCAAAAAGACCAAAGAGGAGGUUGGGGAGUUUAAAGCUCAUGCAGCUGAGUGGAAAGCAAACGUACGAGCAGAGUUCCGUGAAACGCGGCGACGUCUGAGUGUCGAGAUCCAUGACAAGCUCCAGAGGGCCGCCACCAUCCGCAGCAUGGAGCGCCGUCAGCUGGGCCUGGAGCAGCGAGCUCACUCCCUCGACAUGCUGUCGCCAGAGAAACGGGCCAUGUUCGCCAGUCUGGACGCCGGCCGUUUCAAGACUUCCUCCCAGGAGAGCAUCGACACCAAACUGAACAACCUGAGGCUGAAGGGGGCCUGCGAGUCGUACGAGCAUCAGGGUAGCGAGCAAACACCACAGACAGCGUCUUCCUCGGAGGAGAAUCUCUUCAACCUUCGCUUCGGAUCCCUCACCAAAAUGGCCAGACGCAACAAGAACCGUGAGCUGAGGAGGAACAUUCCUGAAGACUUGCGGCGGGCGAGUGUAAGCAUAAACAAUGGUAGCGCCAUGCUGGGAGAGGAGAGGACGGAGGAGGAGGAAGAGGAUGGGGAGCAGGAUGAGGAAAACAGGGAAAGGAAAGAGGGAAACACCAGUCUGACCAACCUGUCACAGUAUGUGAUGGAUCGCACCAAGUUAAAUGGCUUUGCGCCAGCACGGGACAAAGAGAACGAUUAGAUAUCGAAUGAAAGAAUACUUGAGUGUAGAGUGCAGAAUGUUGAGACUUGAGAAAUACUCAGACUGAGUGACAAUAAGAGUGCACGGUCCUUUCAGAUGUCAAGAAAUGUGCCUUUCUGUUUCCUAUGCUUAGAUUGGAGCUGCUCCCAGGAAAUUCAGUCACCGUGCCAUAGCUAUGGGAAGAAAAUGUGUUGCCAAAUAUGAAUAAAAGAGAAGAGGCUGUAGUUAAAAUACCUCAUUACGGAUGUUGCUGUACAAAUGGGCUGCAUAAGAACUUUAAUUUCCACCGGAGCUGUCUCACUCAGCCCUGUUGUCUUUCAGCCCUCCAGGCUCUUAUGAGCCACUUGGGCAAUGACCAUCUGUUCAUGCUGAAUCUUAUUUUUUAACAAUGUGAGCUGGACAGCUACAGAGCUGGACUCAUGUCAUUCAUCUCCAGAGACAUUAUCGAUCCACACUCACUUUGUCAUCUCAUGCUGCGGUGGCUAUUUUUAGCCCAGCAGCCAGCUACAAAAAGGACUACCAACGUUUAAUGAAUGGAGGGUGGGAGGUUGUGUUUUUGCUGGAUUAAUAGACAACGUGAGUAUUUACCUAGAUGGCUUGUACAAUUAUUCCUACAUCAUAUGUGGCUUUUUGAAAAUGUAGCCCGGGGGAAAUGCUACUACAUACUAAGAGCUUCUGAAAAACAACAACAAAAAAAAAGAACAACAACAAACUAUUCCCAGUGCAUGGUUAUUAAAACACAACCAUAGCAGUUAACUGACAUGAUCUAACUUGAAAGCUUGGAGCUGCAGCUGUAAUAAUGUUUCUUUCUGUUUUAAUAAAAUGAAAUGUACGGCUUUUAUUCAUAUUUUGUACUGCGUAUCCACAGUAGAUGACAUGUGAUUCAGUAAUGAUUGCUACCGUUUUUUUAAAUGUGAAUCAGCAUAGGCAUAAAUACAAUACAAGCCUACUAAGAUUGUCAGCAAUGUUGAACACAAAUCAGUUUUGUUUGUUUUUUUAUUUUGUGUAUGACAUUCAUAAGAUCACAUACAGGUCAAGAGUAUUUAAAUGAAUUUUAAUCAAUGAAUGUGAUGCUAUUGAUUUUGUACUCACGAAGCAUGUUUGCAUCUCUGUUUACUCCUUUUUCUAUCAGACAAACACCUGAGUUGUAUUUUCCAUUGAAAUGUAAAAUAUGAACUAAAUAGGUCACGUUGCUUUUUUGUAUUUCUUUUUUGAAACACAGUCUAUCAUCAUGGUUAUAAACAUCUUUACACUGAAA
Amphiprion ocellaris (clown anemonefish) is the source of this 3501-nucleotide messenger RNA. RefSeq names its product potassium channel, subfamily K, member 10b (gene kcnk10b). Bases 513 to 2243 code for a protein of 576 amino acids. Gene Ontology annotation, molecular function: potassium ion leak channel activity. Gene Ontology annotation, cellular component: membrane. The transcript has 7 exons. Lineage: Eukaryota; Metazoa; Chordata; Actinopteri; Pomacentridae. The record is from RefSeq and is a predicted model, not a curated record. Gene Ontology annotation, biological process: potassium ion transmembrane transport; stabilization of membrane potential.